Pseudozyma flocculosa PF-1 is the source of this 399-nucleotide messenger RNA. RefSeq lists its product as uncharacterized. The transcript has 2 exons. The coding region runs from base 1 to 399 and encodes 132 amino acids. Lineage: Eukaryota; Fungi; Basidiomycota; Ustilaginomycetes; Ustilaginales; Ustilaginaceae. Gene Ontology annotation, cellular component: mitochondrial inner membrane. Gene Ontology annotation, biological process: mitochondrial respiratory chain complex IV assembly. The record is from RefSeq and is a predicted model, not a curated record.
AUGAUUGCACACACCCUCCGCUCCACGCUCGCGGCACCUUCGACGCCCGCACGGGCAUCCCCCUCGCAGCUGCGCUUCGCCUCGUCGUCGUCGUCGUCGUCGGCGCCGCCUCCUACCUCGAACGCCACCCGCUCCACCGUACCCCCUCGCUCCACCCACGCAACCUACCACCCAAAGGGCUACGGCGUAUCCGAGGGCCUCAAGCGCGCUCGCAGGCCAUACCUCGUAAAGAACAUCGUCACCGGAAGCCUCAUCAUGGGCUUCGCAGUCGGCGUGUACCUCUACUCGAUCUCAAAGGUCAAGCAGGACGACUUUUCCGACCUUGCAGAGGUGCGCGCCCCCGCCACCGCCGCCGACCAGCCCCAGGCAAACGGCACCGCAAACGGCCACAAGGUCUGA